AUGCGACUAAUCAUAUUAGUAAUCUCCAUUCUCAUAUCAAAUGCAGGAUCAUUGUUAAGGAGCUUGGAAGAUGACAGUAAUGAGUGCAUGUUCAAUUGUCCAAAACGAGCACGUAAUGUUAGUGUUCCGCAUACGGAGAAAACCUGCAUGGGAGACGACGCGAUUAUAGCUCAAAUUCUCGACGGAUACAACAAGCUGGACUUGCCAGGCGGUGGUCAUGUCGUAGUCUCCAUUGAAAUUUGGGUUCAGGAAGUGUCGAAAAUUAUAGAAAUUACGUCAGAAUUCGAGCUGGACAUCUAUGUGACAGAGCGAUGGACAGACCCUUCUCUAGCAUAUUCACAUUUGAAUCCUUGCAAGAGCAACAUGUCCGUUGACGGAGCGACAAUUCUCAAUAAAAUCUGGAAUCCGCAUGCCUGUUUUGUGAAUAGCAAAUUGGCAAAUAUUCAUGAAAGUCCUUUCAAGAAUAUUUUCUUGCAAAUUUAUAGCAAUGGCUCAAUUUGGCACAACUACCGCAUCAAACUGACUGGACCCUGCUCUAGUACUUUACGAACAUUCCCAAUUGAUCAGCAGAGAUGUAUGCUGUUCUACGAGAGUUUCACGCAUAACACGGAUCAAGUGAAAAUGGAGUGGAUAACUACAGUACCACCGAUUACGAUUCUCAAAGGGAACAUUACACUGCCCGAUUAUGUUCUUGUCGAUUUCUCGUCGAGCAGUGAGCUUAGGCUCUACCCUCCCGGAAUCUUCAACGAACUAAUCGCCACGUUCACUUUCCAACGUCUCUACGGGUUCUAUAUUCUACAGGUGUACGUACCUGCAUACAUUUCCGUUUUCAUUUCAUGGGUCUCUUUUACACUUGGCGCUGAGCAAAUCCCCUCGAGGACUACUGUCGGCGUCAACUCCUUGCUGGCACUCACAUUUCAAUUCGGAGCGGUCGUGAAUAAUCUCCCAAAAACUUCUGAUGUCAAGGCAAUUGAUGUUUGGAUUUUGAGCUCAAUGGCUUUCAUUUUCGCGUCAUUAAUUGAACUGGCAGUUGUUGGGUAUUUGUCGAGAGAUGGGCAGCAUGGAAGUAUUAAAUGUCGGUGCUCCUGGCUGUGCAUGAACUGCAAAGACUGGACGGCUCUGAAAAUAGAUCAGAUGUCCUCAAUAGUAUUUCCGGUCAGUUUUCUCGCGUUCAACAUUUGGUACUGGUUCAUAUUUCUCGGAAAACUAUUGGUUAGAACUAUCUAAAUAUGUGUCACCACAACUUCUCUCUGUCACUCUUGUGUUGUCUCUGUCACUCUCUCUUUCUUUCUGUGUCUAUCGCAAUCCACGAAUCACAACGAGACUCUCCACUGCUUCUAUUACCGCUUCUUGUGCACCACUUUUUUUUCGGGAAAGUCACUCGGAUGAACAAAUGGUGAAGAAAUUCGAUAACUUUUCACUUUUUCAUUUUUAAAUAAAGUUUUGAUACAUUGUCAGUAAAUUGACGUAAUAAAUUGGGCCACUAUU
This is a messenger RNA of Caenorhabditis elegans, 1488 nucleotides long. It is a transcript of the gene acc-4, whose product is annotated as Acetylcholine-gated ion channel acc-4. The record is from RefSeq and is marked reviewed. Bases 1 to 1227 code for a protein of 408 amino acids. Lineage: Eukaryota; Metazoa; Nematoda; Chromadorea; Rhabditida; Rhabditidae. The transcript is spliced from 12 exons. Gene Ontology annotation, biological process: monoatomic ion transmembrane transport; monoatomic ion transport; excitatory postsynaptic potential. Gene Ontology annotation, molecular function: extracellular ligand-gated monoatomic ion channel activity; transmembrane signaling receptor activity; monoatomic ion channel activity. Gene Ontology annotation, cellular component: presynaptic membrane; axon; membrane.